Molecule: messenger RNA, 861 nt
Organism: Tinamus guttatus (white-throated tinamou)
Lineage: Eukaryota; Metazoa; Chordata; Aves; Tinamiformes; Tinamidae
Source: RefSeq, a predicted model, not a curated record
AUGAAGCCCAGCACUAGUGCAGACAAGUUCACACCAUCUGCUCGCAUUAGGGAUGCGUUCGUCAUGUUCGCCUCGGGUGACGAAGAUGCGGAGCUUCCUCCAACCCCAAGCAUCGCCGCCGCCCGGGCGGCCGGCCUGGGGCAGGUGAGCACGGGACACCGGCGCGAGGAGGUGAGCGACAAGGCGAGCGUCGCGAAAAAUCUAUUAAAUGUUUCUUUACCUGAUGGUUUUCUUCCAAAGGGAUCACCCAGGACAUCUACUCCAUUUGGUACAGCGCAUGGCAGAGAGAAAAGAGUGUCUAAUGAUGUGGAAAACUAUUACAGACCUUCAAUGCUUGAGGACCCAUGGGCUGGCCUAGAGCCAGUUUCUGUUACAGGCAUAAAUCAACAAUACAGCAGUGAGCGAGCAACAUAUACUGGUAAAAAAGGGAGGUAUUUCAGUUAACAGUUUUUAAGGCCAAAUAACUCCAUCUUGUCAGGAAAACUUUGGGACAAAGUCUUUACACUUAACACAAGAUGAACAGUAUCAAGACCUCAGUUAAUGCUUUUAUUUGACCACGUGUCCACCCUUUUAUCCAACUCUUUUUUUAAUUUCAUCGGAUAUUUUUAUGUAUGGGGAGGGAAAAGGAGUGGUAGGAUAACUUAUGUUUCUGGCUACGUGGAAGUGCCUGCCAACUUUGAAGAACAAAGUGUUCUUUAAUCACCAGCGACUGAUUUGUGACUGUUAAAACAGGUUUCAUAUACUUACCUCUUCCAUGCCAGAUUGUUAGCCUUUUAUUGUUAACUCCUUUAGGAUUUUUUUUUUUUAUGUUUCAACAUUUUUAGAGUGAAAUAACUUGGAAAUAUAAUAAAGUUUUGUAAA